AUGGCAACGAGCUCAUCGCAGACGGUAUACGCCUUCCGACAAUACGGCGAUCAAGACAUCGAGCCGGUCGAAAAAGUGGCUUCAGUUCUUGACCCCCCAGUCUUCGAGAACGCUCGCCUCAUUUUCCCGGUGUACAACCACCGCCAUAUUAUCCAUUGGUGCACCCAGCUGGCAUCCGUGCUCAGCUUCCUCCAGGACCAACAAAUUGUCCACGGCGACCUGAAGCCGCAGAAUAUCCUGAUGAAAUACAAGCGACUCAGCAUCCGGGUGUGUGAUUUCGGGUCGGCGCGGGAUUGCGCGAGUUCGCGCGAGGUGUCUAAUUGGGCGCAGUCCCAGGAGCAGGCGUCGACGCGGCGCUCCUACACACCGCGCUACCACGCACCACAGCGCGGCAUUGGCAGUGGCGGGUUCAAGGACGACAUCUACAGUUUCGGGAUAAUUUUGUGGCAAUUGCUGACACGCAAGGAGCCGUACGAUAAAAUACCGGGCGAUGAGGUUCUGGCGCGCGUCGCCGAGGGCCUUCGCCCGCCCAUCGACCCUGCGAUGCCCGCCGUUUUUGAACAGAUUUUACUACGAUGCUGGGAUCAAAACAUCGAAGCAUGCUUUGAGGCCCCCCAACUGAGCUAUGCGAUGCGGCAGCUUGCUGACCGGUUUCGCGAUCCUCUAGAGCUCUUGGGGACUUUCGGCUACCGUACGCGACCAGAUCUCGAUCCCGAAUCCUGGGCCGGCACGGAGUUGAAGCCACUGGAGGGGUCGACGUUCAGCGAUCUGUCGACGAAGCAAUCCGGCCAAUCCGGCAGUGUGGAAGUCGAGUUGACCGGCAAGAUGUUUGAUGCGGUCGAAGGUUAUUGGGAUUACUGCCAGGAUUACGUGAACACGAACCCGCCCAAGAAGAGUUCUGGGAGAAUUCUGAAGAACGUCGCAACGUAUUGCUUCGAUACGAUUCACGAGCUCAGCCAUUUGCCCGACGAUCCGGACUUAACCACCUCGGUCAUCAAUCAGUUUCCUCCUCUGCUGCGCGACUUCGUGGCUCAUAUGAAGGAC
This is a messenger RNA of Mesorhabditis spiculigera, 1044 nucleotides long. The record is from the annotation of a GenBank genome assembly. NCBI's taxonomy places the organism in Eukaryota, Metazoa, Nematoda, Chromadorea, Rhabditida, Rhabditidae.